GCUGCAGGCCAGGAAAGGAGCAGGGGGAAGCAGCCCCAGCCACAGGGCCCUGCCACAGGAGGGCGCGAGGAGCAGUGCAGAGAGGAGGCCAGACCCGGGAAGGGACACGCCGACUCGCUGGCAGCCUGCACCAGGCACGAGAGCGGCCAUGCUGGUCAAAGUGAACGGUGUCAGACACGUACAGGAGUCCCAGAGUCCUGCAGAAGCCACCGGCCAGAACCCUCUGCUGUCCAGCCCCGUCCAACAUGCCCCGGCCCAGAGACCAGCUGCCGCCAAGCCGGCCCCUCCGGCCGAGACCUCGGUGCAGGUUAAAGAGACAGAAGCGGGCGGGCUCUGUGGGGUGCGGGGGAGUGGCGCUCCUUGCCACGUGCCACCACAGAGCGAAACGGGGACCCCGCAGCCUGCCUCUCGCAAGCAGGCGUCUCCAGCGCCCAUCUACGACGAGCCCUCGCUGGACUCCCCAGUCUAUGACGAGCCUCCCGUGGAUAUGGACACUGGACAUGCGGCAUCUCCACAAGUAUCACCAAGCAAUAGCAUCCGUAAGCUGCUCCAGCCAGCCCGAUUACUGCAGCGCCCAGGGCAGCCACAGCAGCCCCACGCUGGGAAAAGGCCUGGGCCAAACCUUUCCAGCACCGAGUACAGCCCUGCUGGGAGGGAGUACAUUAAACACAUGGUCAAUGUGGAGCAUUCAGCCAAACUGCUUCCCGGCUCGGGGGCGGGGGCCGAGAGCCGGGCUAAGCCACAGCCUGCGCUGCUUUCUUCCGACAGCGUCAGGCAGUCCUGCCGGGCCCUGGAAGCCAAUGCUCUGAAGCACCUGGAGGCCCAGCGAAGCCGCCAGAGCAGCCCCCCGGCUCAGGAGUACCCGACUGCUGUAAGUCAGCAGGAUUCCGGCUACUCCACCGGCCCCUCGCCGAGCUUGCGGAAGAGGAGGGGGCGGAGACUGGGGGCAGGCCAGGGCAGACCUGGCUCUGUGGGCAGCAGCAGUGAGCUCAGUGCUUUGAACGAGAAGUUGCUGGCAGAGAUGCGUGCCGUGGUGGGGAAAUCGGCAGCCUGCAGGGGAAGCAAAGCAAAAUCAGACCCCCUGAAGCCAGGUGCCCUCCAGCGCUCCAGGGACGACGUGACAUCGAGCAAAUGGGGUGAACCAAACAAGUUUUCAGACCCCCUGAAGCCAGGUGCCCUCCAGCGCUCCAGGGACGACGUGACAUCGAGCAGCCGGUCCCUGUUCAGACCGGGACUGGAGAGGAGGGAGAGCUGCUCGAACGACCUGGCGCCGCAGCAGGAUGUCGGGAGGUCCAAGAGGGCCUAUGAGAAAACAGACUCUUUGGAAAAGAAUGGGGUGAACCAAACAAGUUUGGCUUCAGAUGCGGCGCGAGCAUCAUCUCAGCCUGGGACGCUGGUGUCGGAGCCCACGCCACUGCCGGCCUGCCCGGGCCAGCGCUUUCCCUGCCCCGCGCUGCGGCAGCCCCUCUCCCCCAGCAGCAUGGCAGCCUGGGCUUCCCAGAACCUGAACCUGCACACGCAGGGCCUCUUCCGCCGCCGGCUCUCCCUCGCCACCAUGCUCUCCUGGAGCGGCGGCCCCAUCAGGAAGCCGAUGCUGGUCGCCAGCAGCCACGCCGGGAGGAAGGAAGCCUGCGAGCUGUUCAGACUGGUGCAGAUCUACAUGGGCGACCGCCAGGCCCGCCUGGACCGAGACCAGGUGGCUCUGCUCGCAGUCACCAAGUGCUGGAGCACGCAGGGCCUGCGGGACGAGCUCUACAUGCAGCUGAUCAGACAGACCACGGACAACGGGUGCUACCGCAGCCUGGCCGGGGGCUGGGAACUCCUGGCCAUCAGUCUGGCCUUUUUUUCCCCAUCGCCCAAGUUUCAGUCUUACCUGGAAGGUUACAUCUACGGCCAUCUCGACCAGACCAACGACGGCACCAUUGCCCAGCGCAUGAAGGAACUUCUGGACCUGAGAACCAAGAAGAAUUCCAAGUCCAGGAAAAAGCGGAAGCAGAACACAGAGGAUGAAGGUUUGCCCAUCAGCACCUACGCCAGGUUCUGCUACCGGAAGCUGCAGAAGGUGGCGGUCACAGGGGGCAAGAAGGGCCUCCGGAAACCCACGCUGGAGGAGAUCACGCUCGCCAGGAGCGCCAUUGUGACGCCCUCGCUGUUCGGCAGCUCUCUGGAAGAAAUCAUGUCCCGGCAGCAGGCCGUGUUCCCGAAGAACAAGCUGCCGUGGGUGCAGACCCAGCUGUCUCAGCAAGUCCUGGCCCUGGGGGGAGAGCAGGCUGAAGGGAUCUUCAGAAUACCCGGCGACAUCGACGAAGUCAACGCACUGAAACUGCAGGUAGAUCAGUGGAGGAUCCCCAACAACCUCAGUGACCCCAAUAUCCCAGCCUCCCUGCUGAAGCUGUGGUACCGGGAGCUGGAGGAGCCCGUCGUGCCCCCGCAGUUCUAUGCCGAGUGCAUCCGCAGGUGCCAAGACCCUGACGCCGCUGUGGCUGUGGUGCAGCUUCUGCCAGAGUCCAGCAGGCUGGUCCUGUGCUACCUCAUCCACUUCCUGCAGAUCUUUGCUCAGCCGACCAACGUGGGCAAGACAAAGAUGGAUGUGAACAACCUGGCCAUGGUGAUGGCCCCGAACUGCCUGCGCUGCGAGUCUGACGACCCCCGGGUCAUCUUUGAGAACACCCGCAAGGAGAUGUCCUUCCUGCGCAUGCUCAUUGUGCACCUGGACACUGGCUUCAUCCCAGGGCUGGUGUGAGCAGCUGGACCCAGGGCUGCCGGGGGGAGAUCACGCGGGCUAGUCACCCAGGACUCACCCGCACGAGGGUGUAGGCUCCGGUUCCCUGCUCU
Pelodiscus sinensis (Chinese soft-shelled turtle) is the source of this 2835-nucleotide messenger RNA. The record is from RefSeq and is a predicted model, not a curated record. Lineage: Eukaryota; Metazoa; Chordata; Testudines; Trionychidae.